Boeremia exigua is the source of this 1619-nucleotide messenger RNA. Its product is annotated as 6-phosphofructo-2-kinase/fructose-2,6-biphosphatase 2. Bases 133 to 1515 code for a protein of 460 amino acids. The record is from RefSeq and is a predicted model, not a curated record. The transcript has 3 exons. Gene Ontology annotation, biological process: fructose 2,6-bisphosphate metabolic process; fructose metabolic process. Gene Ontology annotation, molecular function: 6-phosphofructo-2-kinase activity; ATP binding; fructose-2,6-bisphosphate 2-phosphatase activity. Gene Ontology annotation, cellular component: cytosol. Lineage: Eukaryota; Fungi; Ascomycota; Dothideomycetes; Pleosporales; Didymellaceae.
CGAACUUGGUUAAUACCGCAUUUCACGCCGCACCUCGGAAGUCCGCCGGCGAGAUUCCGACCAUUUUUAAUAUUCACACUUCAGCACUGCUUAGUCUGUCCGGUCACUCAGGAGCUGGUCUCACUGCACAUUAUGACGGGAUCCAAUGGCUACUAUGCGCCAAAUAUGCGCGCCGUGCCUGCAGGCGAACUCAUAAAACCGCUCAGAAGAACUAACGGUACCGGUGUGCAGGCCGAGGACACGCGGAUAUGCGUCGUCAUGGUGGGCUUGCCCGCGCGCGGCAAGAGUCUGAUUGCACAAAAGGUUGUUCGAUAUCUGCACUGGCUGUCUAUCAAAUCGAAAACCUUCAACGUGGGGCAGUACCGUCGGACGGCGACGCCGAACCCCUCCGCCGAGUUCUUCGACCAGUCGAACCCCGAGGGCGAGCGGCUGCGGAAGGCUGCGGCCGAGGCCGCCGUCAACGACAUGUGCAAGUGGUUCGCGGAGGGCAGGGGCCUGAUUGCGAUUCUGGAUGCGACCAACUCGACCAAGAGCCGCCGCCGGUGGAUACAGGAGCGCUGCCAGGCCGAGAACAUCGAGACGCUGUUUGUCGAGUCGAAAUGCGACGACGAGGACCUCAUCAUGAGCAACAUCCUCGAAGUCAAGACCACGUCGCCCGACUACGUCGGCCAGGACCCCGAGGUUGCUGCAGCCGACUUCCGCAACCGCAUCCGCAACUACGAGAAGGUGUACGAGACGAUUGACGAGGACGAGCGCGAUCUCACCUACGUCAAGCUGAUCGAUGUGGGCAAGCAGGUCAUCAUCAACCAGAUCCAGGACUACCUCCAGAGCCGCGUCGUCUACUACCUGAUGAACCUGCACAUCAAGCCGCGGUCGAUCUGGUUAUCACGUCACGGCGAGUCCGAGUUCAACCUGACGGGCCAGAUUGGCGGCGACGCAGACAUCUCGGAGCGCGGCGACGCAUAUGCGCACGCGCUGCCCGGGCUGGUCGCGCAGUCGGUCGGCGACGGGCGCAAGCUGACAGUCUGGACGUCGACAUUAAAACGCACGAUCCAAACGGCGCGAUUCCUGCCGUUCGAGAAGCUCGAGUGGAAAGCGCUCGACGAGCUCGACUCGGGCGUGUGCGACGGCCUCACGUACGCGCAGAUUGAGCAGAAAUACCCCGAGGACUUUGCCUCGCGCGACGAGGACAAGUACAACUACCGCUACCUCGGCGGCGAGUCGUAUCGAGACGUGGUGAUCCGCCUCGAGCCCAUCAUCAUGGAGCUGGAGCGCAGCGAGAACAUCUUGAUCGUCACACACCAGGCGAUCCUGCGAUGCAUAUACGCGUACUUCAUGAACGUGCCGCAGGAGCAGAGCCCGUGGAUGGAGGUGCCGCUGCACACGCUCAUCAAGCUCACGCCCAAGGCAUACUCGACGCAGGAGGAGAGGCUGAAGGCCGACAUCCCCGCGGUCAGCACGUGGAGGGGAAAGGGCAGUAAGGCUGAGCACCAGCAGGCAGCGGAACACGCAUGAUGACGCUCCCUAGGCACAGUUUGACCGGGCCCGACGAUGGAGGUAUGGCAGGAUAGAGGCCGAUAGUCUAGCGUUCUGGCAUCCAUACACUUCCCAAUGCAUUG